Messenger RNA from Opisthorchis viverrini, 258 nucleotides. RefSeq lists its product as hypothetical. The record is from RefSeq and is a predicted model, not a curated record. Lineage: Eukaryota; Metazoa; Platyhelminthes; Trematoda; Opisthorchiida; Opisthorchiidae. The transcript is spliced from 2 exons. The coding region runs from base 1 to 258 and encodes 85 amino acids.
AUGAACGAGAACUGGCUAUCUAUUGCCAGUGCGCGUAGGCUCAGGGAUAAGAGUUAUGAUAAGCUGGUGAGGAAAGAAAGCACACGGAUUCCGGCAAGACCUGCAGCCUCUGCACCGAACCGAUCCUCGAUUUCUUUCUCAUCUUACAGCUCACUGGUUGUACAUCACCCGAAAAUUGGCCAUACACGCACAGUCCGGAAUGGUUCAUUUCGGCACUGUGACCAACAUUCGAGUGGAGAGUGCGAACGGCCGCCUUAA